UGCAGGGUUUUAUAACACAGUUGCAGCUAUAGGUUUGGCACUAUACUAUUGUAUUAGUAGUACUAUUUCAAGUUUCUUGACUUUAUUAUAUUCUAUAUCUAUAUACCUAUACAUACACAUACAUUCAUAUAUAGAUAUAGAUAUAUAUGAUUACACUGUUACCAAGAUGAAGAUGAAAGACACUCAAAUACCCUGUUUACAAAUGAGGUGACUCAACAAGAAAAAAAGUUAAACCAAAAAAGAAAAAAGUCUCAAGAUUUUUUUAGUAUUUUCUUGAAAGAAUGUUGAGGUGAGAAUUUGAGAAGAUGGGUGUGAGUUUGAUGGAAGAUUUAAGAAGAAAGUUUGAAGCUUUGAGAAUGAUGACCUCUCUUCUUUUGUUUCUUUUCACUUCUUUAAGUUUCUUCUCCAUUUUGGCUAGCUCUGAUGAUGGAGGGACAUUGUUAGAGAUAAAAAAGUCAUUUAGAGAUGUGAAUAAUGUGCUAUAUGACUGGACUGAUUCACCAUCUUCAGACUACUGUAUGUGGAGAGGUGUUUCUUGUGAUAAUGUCACCUUCAACGUUGUUGCACUUAAUCUUUCUGGAUUGAAUCUUGAUGGAGAGCUGUCACCAAGUAUUGGAGGGCUUAAAGGUUUACUCUCAAUUGAUCUGCGUGGAAAUCGGUUAUCCGGUCAAAUCCCAGAUGAGAUUGGUGACUGUAGUUCCCUUACAAACAUGGAUUUAUCAUUCAACAUGCUAACUGGAGACAUUCCGUUUUCGAUAUCAAAGUUAAAACAGCUUGAGCUCUUGAUCUUAAAAAACAAUCAACUAAUUGGCCCUAUCCCUUCGACUUUAUCACAGAUUCCAAAUUUGAAAAUUUUGGACUUGGCACAAAAUCGGCUAAAUGGUGAAAUCCCUAGGCUUAUAUACUGGAAUGAAGUUUUACAGUAUCUAGGAUUGAGGAGUAACAAUUUGGUUGGUGAGCUUUCUCCCGAUGUCUGCCAGUUAACGGGCCUGUGGUAUUUUGACGUGAGGAACAACAGUUUAAGCGGCACUAUUCCCUCAAACAUUGGCAACUGCACUGGCUUCCAGGUUUUGGACUUGUCAUAUAACCAUUUCACCGGAGAGAUACCAUUCAACAUCGGUUUCCUACAAGUAGCCACAUUAUCACUUCAAGGAAACCAGUUAUCUGGAGAAAUUCCAUCUGUGAUUGGACUUAUGCAGGCACUUGCGGUUUUGGACUUGAGUUGCAAUAAUUUGAGUGGUCAAAUUCCUCCAAUCCUUGGAAACCUUACUUACACUGAAAAAUUGUAUCUCCACAACAACAAGUUGACAGGAUCCAUUCCCCCAGAACUAGGAAAUAUGUCGAAACUCCAUUACCUGGAACUGAACGAUAAUAUGCUUACGGGUCAUAUUCCACCAGAACUUGGAAAGCUGACUGACUUAUUUGACCUUAAUGUUGCGGGGAAUAAACUCGAGGGGCGGAUACCUGACAAUCUUAGCUCUUGCACCAAUCUCAACAGCCUAAACGUGCAUGGAAACAACUUCAAGGGCACCAUCCCUGCUGAAUUUCAGAGGCUUGAAAGCAUGACAUACUUGAAUCUAUCAUCAAAUAAUCUCGUGGGUCCGAUUCCAAUCGAGCUGUCUCGGAUCGGUAAUUUGGAUACCUUGGACCUCUCCAACAACAAUAUCGGUGGUCCGAUCCCUUCUCCACUUGGUGAUUUGGAACAUCUCUUAAAACUGAAUCUGAGCCGGAAUGAGUUGACUGGAUAUUUACCUGCUGAGUUUGGCAACCUAAGAAGCGUCAUGGAUAUAGAUCUUUCUUACAAUCAUCUCUCUGGUGUUUUACCCCAAGAACUUGGUCAACUUCAGAAUUUAUUCAUGCUAAAGUUAGAAAGUAACAACUUCACAGGAGGUUUGGCGUCGUUGGUUAAUUGCCUUAGCCUUUCAGUUCUAAAUGUAUCGUAUAAUAAUCUGGCUGGGGAUAUUCCUGCUGGGAAUAAUUUUUCAAAAUUUUCACCCGAUAGCUUUCUUGGCAAUCCAGGUCUUUGCAGUUUCCUAAGUUCUUCCUGUCAUGCAUCUCGUUCCACCGAGCGAGUUACCAUUUCUAAAGCAGCUAUACUAGGAAUUGCUUUGGGUGCCUUGGUUAUUCUUCUUAUGAUCCUCGUGGCAGUAUGCCGACCCCACACUUCAAAACCAUUCAGGGAAGGGUCAUUUGACAAGCCUGUACAUUACUCGUCACCGAAACUUGUGAUACUUCACAUGAACAUGGCGCUUCAUGUAUAUGAUGAUAUUAUGAGAAUGACUGAGAAUCUAAGUGAAAAGUAUAUUAUCGGAUAUGGAGCAUCAAGCACGGUAUACAAAUGUGUCCUCAAAAAUUGUCGGCCUGUAGCUAUCAAGAAAUUGUAUACCCAUUAUCCUGAGUACCUGAAAGAGUUCGAGACCGAACUAGAAACUGUUGGAAGCAUCAAGCAUCGGAAUCUUGUUAGUCUACAAGGUUACUCUUUAUCACCGUCCGGGAACCUGUUAUUCUAUGACUACAUGGAAAAUGGGAGCCUCUGGGAUCUCCUUCAUGGCCCGCUGAAGAAGAAAAAACUCGACUGGGAAACACGAAUUCAGAUAGCACUUGGCGCGGCCCAAGGGCUUGCCUAUCUUCACCAUGACUGCAGUCCCCGUAUAAUCCAUAGAGACGUGAAAUCUUCGAAUAUAUUACUUGACAAGGAUUAUGAAGCACAUCUUACUGAUUUUGGAAUUGCUAAGAUUUUAUGCACGUCAAAAACCUUCACGUCAACUUAUAUAAUGGGAACCAUUGGUUAUAUUGACCCUGAAUACGCUCGUACUUCCCGUCUUACUGAGAAAUCUGAUGUUUAUAGCUAUGGGAUCGUUCUUCUUGAAUUACUUACAGGGAGGAAAGCUGUUGAUAAUGAAUCAAACCUCCAUCAUUUGAUUCUGUCAAAGACGGCAAGCAACGCAGUGAUGGAAUCCGUAGAUCCAGAAAUCUCAGCAACAUGCAAGGACCUCAGUGAAGUAAAAAAGAUUUUCCAACUCGCUCUUUUGUGCACCAAACGACAACCAUCCGAGAGACCAACAAUGCAUGAAGUGGUUCGUGUCCUGGGGAGCGUACUCCCAUCGCCAAAAGCAAACCCUUUGUGUCCCACGACGUUACUCCCAUCUUCAAAAGUCUCGAGCUACAUGGACGAAUACGCCAACCUAAAGACUCCACAUUUGGUUAAUUGCUCAUCCAUGAGCACCUCAGAUGCCCAACUCUUUCUGAAAUUUGGUGAGGUUAUAUCUCAAAACAGUGAUUAAAGCAAAAUGUCUAUAUUGCCCUUGAUUAUGGAGAACUCCCAUGUAUCAAGAUUUUAGCUUUAGUAGUAUUGUAGUAGGGAGAUUUUUGGAAUUGUCAAAGCUGUUGUAACCAUGUGCAGGUCUGUUGUACUUUUUAUGAAAUUAUCAUGGUACUA
Messenger RNA from Erigeron canadensis, 3439 nucleotides. RefSeq names its product LRR receptor-like serine/threonine-protein kinase ERECTA. Gene Ontology annotation, biological process: protein phosphorylation. Gene Ontology annotation, molecular function: receptor serine/threonine kinase binding; ATP binding; protein kinase activity. The record is from RefSeq and is a predicted model, not a curated record. The transcript is spliced from 26 exons. The coding region runs from base 306 to 3284 and encodes 992 amino acids. NCBI's taxonomy places the organism in Eukaryota, Viridiplantae, Streptophyta, Magnoliopsida, Asterales, Asteraceae.